CCCAAAAUCGACCUUUUUUUUGCCGGGCUUGCAAACUCCAAUUCGUCCACCUCGACGACGCCGCCAACACCUUAUCCCUCCUCACACACGGCCCCGAAGCGAAAAUGCGCUACAUCCACAGUGAGGAGACCCUCAAGGUCCCCGAGAACGUCAAGGUCUCGAUCAAGUCGAGGCUCGUCACGGUCGAGGGCCCCCGCGGAAAGCUCUCCAAGGACCUGAGCCACAUCGCCGUCAACUUCUCGAUCCCCAAGAAGGGCGUGAUCGGUAUCGAGAUCCACCACGGCAACCGCAAGAAUGUUGCCGCUCUUCGGACCGUCCGGACAAUCAUCAACAACCUCAUCAUCGGCGUCACCAAGGGCUUCAAGUACAAGAUGAGAUAUGUCUACGCUCACUUUCCGAUCAACGUGAACGUCGAGAAGAACGCCGAGACGGGGUGCUUCGAGGUUGAGAUCCGGAACUUCAUCGGCGAGAAGAUUGUCCGGAGGGUCAUCAUGCAGCCUGGUGUCGAUGUCGCGAUCUCGACGGCCCAGAAGGACGAGCUGAUCCUCACCGGUAACUCGCUCGAGGCUGUCUCGCAGAGCGCUGCCGACAUUCAGCAGAUUUGCAGAGUGCGGAACAAGGAUAUCCGGAAGUUCUUGGACGGUCUCUACGUCUCGGAGAAGGGUAACAUCGAGGAGUGAUGGGACAUGCGGCCAUGGGUUUCUUUGUGCUUUAUGGGUCUCAACCGGAGUGGCAAGGGGUCAAUCGGCAUUUGCAUGAUUUGUAGCGUAAAACGCGCUACUGCAAAAUGGGCAACCUUUUGAACCACGGGUGUUGGGUGCAUGCCAAUAUCACUUUUUUUCUCGGCGUACCUGCACACCAUGCUGACUCGGUGAUCACGAA
Thermothielavioides terrestris NRRL 8126 is the source of this 882-nucleotide messenger RNA. RefSeq names its product 60S ribosomal protein L9. Gene Ontology annotation, molecular function: rRNA binding; structural constituent of ribosome. The transcript has 4 exons. Gene Ontology annotation, biological process: cytoplasmic translation. Gene Ontology annotation, cellular component: ribosome; cytosolic large ribosomal subunit. NCBI's taxonomy places the organism in Eukaryota, Fungi, Ascomycota, Sordariomycetes, Sordariales, Chaetomiaceae. The coding region runs from base 105 to 680 and encodes 191 amino acids. The record is from RefSeq and is a predicted model, not a curated record.